ACUUACUUUGUGUUGAUUUUUAGCGGCGGUUGGUCGUGUGUCGGAUAAAGCGGAACGAAGACGAAGGCGAAGAGCAGACGGAGGCGUCAAGUCAAACAAAAGUAAAGUGCAGCAACUGGCAGCGCAGACAAGUCGAAAGGGCAGCCAAUUAAAUGUAAGAAGCGACGUCCGCUGCUUUACAACAAGUAUCGCUGAUUGUCCAGCCGAGUAACAGUAUUUUUCACGAGGUGCGCAGAGCGAAAGGAAAAUCAAAGAGGAAAAUCUAAUACACAAAAAGUGAAGAGCCAAAUUGUUGUUAACAGAGUGUGUGCGUGUGUGUGCUGAGUGCGGCAGUUGUUGUUUUAUAGGUGAGAGAGAAAAUCGGAAAAAAGGGCGUCGCAGUUUGAAAAUUGAUGUGUGCAUAAAAAUCAAGCGCUGCAGCAGCCAAAAAGCGAGAAGAGAGCGCGAGGCAGAGAGCGUGCAAAGCGGUCAGCGAGAGAGCGGGUGGCUGCUGCACCUUCAUAACUGUUGUUGCAAAGUCAGCGAAAUCGUGGUUAUUGAAUGGCAGCCAGCAAUAAUGGACACAACGCCUAAUGCGGCCCCUAAUCCGAACCAGAAUCGGGACUUCGUAACGCUGAAGCCCCUGCGUCCAUCCCGCGGUUCCAGCUCGAAUCUGCGCGCCAGUCGCUCACCCUCUGCCAGCCGCAGCACCGAGCAAACUUUGUAACCGUUGAAUGUUAGCCUGCCUAACUAGCUACACUUGCAAAUCAAGCAAACCCAAUCAGAAUCAUUGACAAAUUGAAAACACGCGAUUUAAACGCUCUUAAACUGCCUGCCACUGCUUCUUCUUCUCCCUGAUUCUUUUGUCUCUGUUCUUCUUUGUUGUCUGUCUCUUUCCGCGACUCAAAGACAGGCAGUCCAGCUGUCAAUAAAAAACUGAAAUAACUCUUUUAAACACUUAUUCAUCAUACAUUCAUCAAAUAAGCUAAACCAUAAAUCAGCGCUUGUGUGUGAGCCAACUACACAUUUUCAAGCUCAAAAGAUCGAGUGAAUAAUUCGAUUAAAGAAACUAAAAACUAUUUUUAUAAAACCGUGCUCUAAAAAAACAUUACGUUCAUAGAAAUUCUAUGAGCAAGCAAUUCUUACAAUCAAUUGUGAUUAAAUUAAAAUGGAAUAACCAGCCGGAAUCGCAUCAUUAAGAUAAUCUAUCAAAUUCUUUUAAAUCAUUUUAACUAAAACUAUUAUAAACUCUAAAUAAAGAAACUUUGCACCAUUACAAAAGUAGAAUAAAUCUAUUUUCAAAUGAAAUAAUUUAAAUGUAAUAAGCAAGACAUGUAUAUGAAAUUAAGACAUAUAAAACAAAAGAGCUAAACUUAAAGAUAACUCAUUACAUCACCAUCCAUCCCACCACACAAUGAUCGUAAAUAACUGAACUUUUUUGUGCUGCUUCACACGCGCCUCAUGAUCAACAAAAUUUGAGCAAAGACAAAAAACGCAGAUAAUUCUUACAAAAUAACCCAAGUCGUACCUUUCUAUGCGCCACAAUUCGCCAGUGUCCCGGGAGCGAGCCAGCGAGGCAGCGGCAGCCACUCAGACAGCAGCAGCCACAGCGGGAGGAGCAACUGCCCACUCAGCCGGAGGAACUGCGGGAGGAUCUGCAGCAGCGACGACAACGGCUGGAGGGGCCACGUCCGGAUCCGGAACAGCCUCGGCGAACACGAACAGCAAUUCCUCGGCCUCAUCCAGCACAGUGGCAGCUGCACAGGCGGCUGUCUACAGCGGCGGCAACACGGUGACCGGAAGUUUGGGCAGCGCCGGGGUGGUGGCUCGUGGCUUCCGCAGCCACAGUCCCACCCACCGGCGGAGGAGUCGCGAGCGCCAGCGACGUACGCAUGGCUCUGAUCAGGGCGGUCUGCUGGCCUACAGCGGUCUCGUUGGCGUCAACGACAUGACGGAUUUCUUGGGUCCACAGCAGGGCGGAGGAGGAGGUGGCGGUGGUGGUGGUGGCGGUGGUGGUGGUGGUGGAAGCGCCGGCACGGGCAGUGGUCUGGAGGAUUCCCGCCUCAGUGGCAACGAGGACUACUACUCGUCCUUCGUCUCUGACGAGUUUGACAGCAGCAAGAAGGUCCAUCGCCGCUGCCACGAACGCAGCUCCAGCGUUCAGGCCAUCGACCGAUUGAACACGAAGAUCCAAUGCACCAAGGAGUCCAUCCGACAGGAGCAAACUGCCAGAGACGAUAAUGUCAACGAGUAUCUUAAGUUGGCAGCCAGUGCAGACAAGCAGCAGCUGCAGCGCAUCAAGGCUGUCUUUGAGAAAAAGAACCAGAAGAGCGCACACAAUAUCUCGCAGCUGCAGAAAAAGCUGGACAACUACACGAAGCGGGCCAAGGACUUGCAGAAUCACCAGUUCCAGACGAAGAGCCAGCACCGUCAACCGCGCGAGGUGCUGCGGGAUGUCGGCCAGGGUCUGCGCAACGUGGGAGGCAACAUCCGCGAUGGCAUCACCGGCUUCUCCGGUUCGGUGAUGUCCAAGCCACGGGAGUUUGCGCACUUGAUCAAGAACAAGUUUGGCAGCGCCGACAACAUCAACCAGAUGAGCGAGGCCGAACUACAGGGCAUGCAGUCUGCCAAUGCCGAUGUUUUGGGCAGCGAGCGUUUGCAGCAAGUGCCUGGAGCCGGAACCUCGACGGGCUCAGGCGGCGGCGGGCAGAACAACAACACCGGCGGAGCGGGAAGCGGGACGGGAAAGUUCAACAGUGACAAUGGCAGCGAAUGCAGCAGCGUAACGAGCGAAAGCAUACCGGGAGGGUCUGGUAAAAGCCAGUCGGGAGCCAGCCAAUACCACAUAGUGCUCAAGACAUUGCUAACAGAGCUGGCCGAGCGAAAGGCCGAAAACGAGAAGCUCAAGGAGCGCAUCGAACGACUCGAGACGGGCCAAAAGGAAUUCAACAAUCUGACCGCCACACUCGAAAGUGAACGCUAUCGUGCCGAGGGACUCGAGGAGCAAAUCAAUGACUUGACGGAAUUACAUCAGAAUGAAAUUGAGAAUCUGAAACAAACGAUUGCCGACAUGGAGGAGAAAGUACAAUACCAAAGCGAUGAAAGACUACGUGACGUCAACGAAGUGCUCGAGAACUGUCAAACGAGGAUAUCAAAAAUGGAGCACAUGUCGCAGCAACAAUAUGUCACCGUCGAGGGCAUUGAUAAUUCGAAUGCGCGGGCCUUGGUUGUGAAACUCAUCAAUGUGGUAUUAACGAUACUGCAAGUGGUGCUCCUGCUUGUGGCCACCGCUGCAGGCAUCAUAAUGCCUUUUCUCAAAACGAGGGUUCGCGUUCUCACAACGUUUUUGUCUAUUUGUUUCGUCAUCUUUGUGAUACGACAGUGGCCGGAUGUCCAGGACAUUGGAUCCGGCCUGGUGCGACAUCUCAAGCAAUCGCUGGUGGUGAAGUAAACUACGUGGGUUUGGUGGCCACCGUCUCAUCUACCGGGUAGUUGACACGUUCUUUAGUUAUGUAUCCUAAGUUCUAAAGUGCAUAUGUUGUAUAUAGCUUAUCGAUAACGAUUAUAACAAUAAUUUUUAACUGAAAUUGUAUCAAUUAUCAACACGAACACACCCGAGAAACUGUACAAAAUAUUCAUAUACCCUAUCACACACACACCUAAUCAUCACACCACACUCUCGCAUCAAAUCUAGCAAAAUUGAUUUAAACUAUGUAAUAACUUGAAAAUGCUGACAUGUCUCCGUGCAUUACUCACUAUAUUUGAACAUACAUAAUUUAUGUAUUACCUAUAUAAAAUAUUUACAUUACUAUAAAAUAAUUGAAAAUAUAUAAAAAGAAAGUUUGUAU
Drosophila melanogaster (fruit fly) is the source of this 3827-nucleotide messenger RNA. It is a transcript of the gene Dmtn, whose product is annotated as dementin. Gene Ontology annotation, cellular component: membrane. The record is from RefSeq and is marked reviewed. The coding region runs from base 1514 to 3430 and encodes 638 amino acids. NCBI's taxonomy places the organism in Eukaryota, Metazoa, Arthropoda, Insecta, Diptera, Drosophilidae. The transcript is spliced from 11 exons.